AUGUCGAACGCGAUAGAGGAUCCCCGGGUCAGGGCGGCCAUUGAGCACUACCUGUUAGAUCUGGAGAACACCCAGCCGAAGAAUACGAAGCGAAAUUAUCGUCCCAAGCAGGAAGAAUGGAAGGAGUGGUGUCAAGCCAACUGGCCUGCGAUCCCGGACGUUUGGCCGGCCUCGGUACCACAGGGCCAACAGCUACCGGGAGACCUGGUCGAUGAAGGAAAGCUCUUGCUCUUCAUGAAGGAGAAAACGACACCUCGAGGCUCAGGAAGCCAAGAGGGCCGUGAAAGACGCAGAGCACCAUCAGAUACCAUCGUUGUAGGCGGCGGAGGUAGCGAAUACGAGUCAGACUCCGACUUGGAGUUGUAUGAGUCCACGCUCAAACUACAGUAUAAUACUGUACGGGGCUACGUCUCGGCCAUACAGAAGCUUUACGACGAGCAGAAGAGCCGGGAAGUCAAUCCUGCGGCCCGGCCACAGGGAGUGGCACUGAAGGCGCUCAAACGCAGCAUUCUUGCAACGACUUGGAGCCGGAAGAGGAAGGAAUACAUGGACAGGGGAGUUGGAACUCUGAGAGAUGUGUAUGCCGGCGCAGAUACCCGACCACACCAACGUGGCAUGGUCCGAGGAGAGAUCGCCUGCGCCCUGAGGACGCAGGUGGACUUUCUGCUCGGGAACCACAUGCUGCUGCGGUCCGGCAACCGCCUGCCGAUGGAGUUGGCAGACUGCUUUCCCGACUUACCCAACGAGGGCUUCAAGGCCCAGGGUAGAAAAGGCGGAAAGGUUUCCGUCUUCCAAAGAAGCGAAGACUGGUAUGAAACGAAGGUGCUCCGCCGAUCGGCGAAGGAGCCUCAAGCUCCGUUGUCGGGCCAGACUGCCCGAGAAUGGACGUCCAGGUUCUACAAGAAGGCCGGCAUCAAGGUCUCCAAGGUCAGCCACGCGCCUAGAGUGGCCGCGACGCAAAACGCCGACAUGGCCGGAGUGGAUGAAGGCCAGAUCCGCCGAGCCGGUCGUUGGAAUAACGGAGACCAAAUGACCGGCUGCUAUCUGACUUCCCUGCCUUUCGAAUUCAUGAGGGCCGUGGCCGACUUUGACCCUGAAUGGUCGGGGUCUUAUUUCGUGCCCGGGCCACCUAGCCCUUUCUCAGAUCUCGGGGUGGAGCAGAACAUGGCCGCCGGCGCCUUCUUGGAACUCCUGGAGUGGCUUCGAGAGGUGCUCCUGCAGGACGCUGUCUUCCUUCGCGAGUCCUACCCUGACCAUCCUAUCUUUCAGGAUCCGGUCUCUCUUGCCCCGAGUUUGAAGCGUUCGCCAGCAAAGUUCAAGACACAUGCACACGGGACCACGAAGACAGCCAUACCACGGUCAUUCAAAAAGCGAUCCCGGUGGUUGCGGAGAAGCUGCGCACAUUGGAUGAGUUUGCGCAGGCCACCUACACCGUCACCUUCAGCCCCGGCCAAGGUGCUGCAGGUCAACAUGCGGAGAUCGCGGGAGCUCAUCAACAGAGGCGCGCGCUCCACGAGAGACGGUCCUCAGGUCCGAGAUAGGCCCUUCGCAAGCGGGCGGUCCGACAUACGCUCCGCUCUCCUAGAGCAGCAGCAGGAAUGGUGCAAGCGGGCCAGGGGCAAGCCCCCAGAAGAGCGCAUGGCGAGCCGCCUGGGCCGCGCGAACCUCCGAGCUUCAAGCCCCCGUUCUGUCAAAUCUGUACAGGAGCUGCUGCGUCUCUGGCGGCAGGGCUGGGGCGAAAUGCCUUCUGUGGAUUCUCUUGAGCGAGACUGGGGUGCUCGAUGGCGGCCAUCUGCAGAGAAGAAUUACCUUUCCACGCGCAAGAUCAUCGUCGAUGAGGUUCGGAGGCGGGCCCAGUCGGACGGCUUAACUGAAGAUAUCGUGGCGAGGCAAAUGGACGAAGAACGUGGACCCAGCUCUUUGGAUAAGUUGUUCAAGGCCAUCCGAAAGGACAGGCAAGGCGAAAAGGGACACAAACGUGCGUCGGGGCAAUUCAACGUCGGUGGUAGCGAAAAGUCGAUGGCGCAGUGA
This is a messenger RNA of Hirsutella rhossiliensis, 2031 nucleotides long. Its product is annotated as centromere DNA-binding protein complex CBF3 subunit. Lineage: Eukaryota; Fungi; Ascomycota; Sordariomycetes; Hypocreales; Ophiocordycipitaceae. The coding region runs from base 1 to 2031 and encodes 676 amino acids. Gene Ontology annotation, molecular function: DNA binding. The record is from RefSeq and is a predicted model, not a curated record. The transcript has 9 exons.